Messenger RNA from Darwinula stevensoni, 5367 nucleotides. Lineage: Eukaryota; Metazoa; Arthropoda; Ostracoda; Podocopida; Darwinulidae. The record is from the annotation of a GenBank genome assembly.
AUGCACACAAUGUUUCAAGCUGGAGACAGUGAUUUGGAAGAUGUGGAAGUGAUAUUGGAUAGGGCCAGGGGACCUCGGAAAUGUUCAGAGUCCUCUGAAAGACUCAAAGUGCAAACAGCACUGACAAGCACCAAGUCAAACGCUCAAGUAAAAGCCAAAGGGAUGAAAUCAUCUCAUCAAGAGACACAAGCAAAGAUGUUCAUGAAGGGAAACAAGCAAACAAGUCUUCAGCUUCAUAUGGUCAUAGAACAUCACCAGGAGCUCAAGUUUCUGUUCAUAAAGACUCCUGGUCUUCUUGGAAGGAAGAAGGCACAAAAAAAUAGGAAGACCAAUCAUUGGUCCGUGAGGAAAAGAAGAACUCGUCAACGGUCUAAAAGUAACAAUGAAAGGUUGUUACCAGUGCCAGUAACUGCUGCUCCUCCCAUGUCUCUUCCCAUUGAGAGCCCUGGUACCAGGAGGAGAGGGCAUAAUGUUUCACCAACAUCAAGAUAUCAACUACGAAAGAAGAGUGUCAUUGGAGAUAGUAGUCCAUCCACAGUCUCUCAUCUAAGGCAAGGAGCCAGUGACCAAGAUGUUUGUAAACAGGGGACAGAGAGAAGUGGAACUUUCAAAUCUGGUUGUAAUAAUAUCACAGGAAGUCCAGAUGAACACUCACAGGAAGCCUUCUUUGAACAUACAUCCCAGCAAGUAGGUCUACCUCAUAACCCAUCCAAGGGAUGUCUUUCUGGAACUGAUGGUGACACUAAGGUAGGCACAUCCCCCAAAUCUCACAUAACAAGCCAGAAUGAAAUGAGUGAGGAGAGUUCAUUAUGCCCAUCAGAUAUCACUCACCUGCCAGAAGCUCAGACAGAUUCACAUGAGGCUCAAUAUGAACUGGGAAUAGAGCUACCCAAUACACACCAUGUGCCCAUAAUACCUAUUCUAGACUCUCAAUCACAUAACACCUCUCAUCAUACACAUCUUGAGGGCUCAGGGAGCUCAAUGAGCUCAAUGGACCCUGCUCAUAUUUCACUUGAGUGUGGUGAAGAUCAUCACAAAGAAGGAGAAUUAAAGAAAAGGCAGAGGAUGAGAUUUAUUAAAUCAUCCUCACUUUCUCUUGAAACAGAAGGCAAUCAGGCAACUCAAUGUGUUGAUGGGCUUCCUCUGGAUUCUCAGGAAGGGAAAUCUCGAGAAUCCUCACCAUCAGUGAGAUUUCGACUACGAAGGAAGACUCUUUUUGAGGAGCCUUGUCCCACCUCCAUCCCUGAUGUUGAGCAGGAGGCUAAAGUUCAAAAUGUUCACAAGAAGACUGAGACAAGUAGGACUACAAAAUCUAGUCAUAAGAACAGGGAAAGUCUAGGCACUUCGAGUAAUCAGUCCCAAGAAGCUGUCCUUGACUGGACAUCAUCACAGAGGUAUUGGUUACGAAAACAGCAUGUCAUCAGUGAUUCUGAUCCAUCUUCCAUCUCUGAUCAUGAACAAGUGGCAAAAGAUUUAAAUGUUCAUGAGAAGGAAUCAAAGAAAAUUAGAGCUGCCAAAUAUGAUUUUGGUAAUGUUGGAGAGAGUUUGAGCAGUGCAGCCAAACAAUCACAGGAAGCAACAAAGGAAUAUUCAUCCAAAGGAAGUCUUACUGAUGAUCAUGGGCUAAAGGCAAAAGACUUAUGUGAAUCUCUCUCAGUGAACCAACAUGAAGAGCAUGAAAAGAGUCCUUCAAUGGCAAAUGACACCCAUGUGCAAGAGGCCCAUAAGGGUGCAUUUAAAUAUGAUGAAAUGAAAAAAAAGGGACUAUCUGAUGAUCUCCUGGUAUCAAGAGCUCCAUUUCAUGAACUUGAAUCCUGUAACAUCCCUUCUUGCAUUCCUGGAACACAUCCUGAUGCAGAUACCUCAUUGGACUAUGAACCUAUUUUGCAUGAAACUGACAAAGAUGACAAUGAAAAGAAGGAAUUGAAGGAUGGAAACACAAGAAAGCAGGUAUUUCCAUUUGAGGAUUUUGAUCCAGUUUCCAUUGCCAGAAGGAAGAAUUCUUUCUCUCAAGAGGUACAGAACAGAGAGUUCUCAUCUCCGAUUAGGAAAUCUCAAGUUUGUAAAAAGAGUGACAAUGCUGGCAGUGGUUCUACCAGUACUAUUUGUGAGGUGUCAGAAACAGCUGGAAUGUUGUUACCACCAUGUUCUACAACCACUAAUUAUGCCAAAACUUCCCAUGAAAAUGGAGCUGAAAUUGUCAAAGUUUCACCUAACACUACCCAAAAGUCAUCAGCUUACCAGGAACAGGGAAAUGGGAGGCAGGAGAACCUUUUGGAUGACCCAGAGAAGGUGCAACUAGAAGAUUCAGAUCAACAAUCUGCCCAAUGCCAUCCUGGACUCUCAUUUGAAGAUGCUGAAGGGAAACAAUGUAGUCCUGUUGCUACUAAUGCCAGUGAUAUGGUUCAACCAUCAGCAUGCACCCCUUGCUUUAUAUCCCUUCCAAAGAUGUUUUUGGGGAAUGAUGUGAGUAAUGAUGGACUUGCUUCUAGUACCUUCAGAAGUGAAACUGAAGAAAUGGAUUAUGAACCUGAGGCUUUUGGAAGCUGUGUUAAUUAUGCUGAUAGCCCUAUCAGAAGUACCUCAAUGGCUGACCCCACUAAAGACAGAAACAGCUAUGAAAAAGGGAAUGCAAUAGCAUCUGAUUCGAGUAGCAGUGAUUCAAGCAGUUCAGAUGAUGAUAUGAGUUCCAGUAGUUCUUCCUCGAGCCUUUCUUCUAAAGCGGGAAAUUUGGGGCAGCUGCCUAGUGGAUCUUGUUCAUCUUGGUCCAAUUCAUCCAAGGAAGAAGCUGGGACCAGAGAGAAAAUUUCACUGCAUUCUGAUGAUGAGAAAGGACCUCAAAAAAAUGAAGACCCAAAGCUGUCAGAGUCAGCUGACAAUGAAGAUGGUAGACAAAGUUUCAAGUGGAAGAAACAGAGGACAUUUUCAGCACCAGGAUCCAUAGUUGAAGAGGUAGGAGAGGAUGAUGCCAUCGUUAUUGAUGAUGAGGAUGACUUACCAAUUCUCUCAGUGAGUGAUACUUCUGAUGGUGGUUGUGAAGAAGAAAAAGGCAGUGAAGGUUCACAGCAGGAUUCCCAUGGAAUGUCUGUGACAUCUAUCACUAAAUCAGAUGAUUCUCAGCUAUGGAUCUCUGUUCACUCCUGCAAAUCUACAGCAACUCCAGGGGGUGCAAGGCAUGAGGUUGUGAGUCAGGUGGUGGAGACUGAGAAUUAUGAAAAGAUAGAACACAUGACAGGACCCUGUCAUCUAUCACAAGUAAAACCUUCCAAGACUGCAUCCCCAGAAAAGUCCCCAGCCAAUAAAAAAGAGAAAGAAACAUUUGGAGCCAUUUUGCGGAAUAUCUACCAACGGAGUUGCUACCAGCACAUCUUCUCAGAAUGUUUUGGAACCUGUCGUUAUAACCACAAUGUGAUGCUUGCAGAUGUAAUGAGUCAUCAAGAGGAGCUCUCAUGGGACUAUGAUCAGGCUGUAUCACAUUUUCACUGGGUCAUGGGGAAAGAAAGGCGUUUUAGACGUUUGAAAAUUGAUAUUUUUUGUCACCUGGUGGAGUCACUGCUAAACGCAGAUCAGAGUGGAGAAUCACUUAAGGUAAUAUGCCAAUAUGGACCACGAAGCCCUCGAGUUCUUGACCUACUAAUGAAGAAAGUGGAGGAAAUAGGUACAAAGCUACAGCCCUUUCAACAAUUGCACCCACUGAUUCAAAAAGUCAGAAAGCAUGCAUAUGUCCCAACUGCAACACAGAUGAUCUGCAUCCUGGACAUCAUGCUGUAUCACAGGUGUACUGAAGGACUCCUUGAUUGGGCUGACUACCUUGUCCAGCAAUCCCUCAUGGUUUUGCCAAAGAGUAUAUUGAACCGAACAGUGUCUUUGGUGUUGUCAACUACAAAGCAGGAUCCUCAUCAAAACUGGCUAACCAAGUUUUAUGCUGUGUUAGCAAAAAUGAGUGAGAGUGACAUUUGCAAUAUGGACCCAUAUCAUGCUACUCUUGUCAUUGAUGCUCUGGAUCAGAAUGGUUAUGGUGCUGAGGCUAUGUACCUUCGAAACAUGGUGUUCCCACAAGAAGCAUCUGUAUCUCAGCAAAGACAUUCCUCUGGUCCAGUAUGGGCCUCUGCUGCACAGCGUCAAAUAGAUUUACAGAACUCUGCCUUCGGAAAGAAGCGAAUGAGUGAUCUGAUGCAUAGAAUGCCUAUCCAGGAUGGCAGUGAUUCAGAAGAGAAGAGUCAAGUUGAAUCACAGAGACAGGUCUUCAUGCUCAUGCAGCAGAAUGCAUAUGGAGAAAUUGCACAGUUACUGAUGGAUUUGGAUAUGAGCACUAAGGCAGGACAUAUGUGUGUCCAACAAAUCACUAAGCAUCUCAUAUCCAGUGGCUGUCCUGGUCAAGAUUUUGAUGUUUUUGUGACCAAGAUCUUUGAGCACAUGAAGGACAAGUAUCCAUCAUCAGACAUCCUGCAAAAGGUGGCAGAAAUAGCAGCCUGUCUCCUAUCGCACUUGAAGGAGCAGAAAUGUUCUGACAAUGAAUUUCUUAGAGUUCUUGAUGUUGUGAUGCUUCAAAAUCUUGAUCUCAUGCAAGUCUCAAAAGAAUCUCAAAGGAAAGAGUCAGGAUAUAUCAUCUUACUUUACAUCCAGCUCCUUGGGAAAACCAAUCGCCUUCCUGAAGUUGUGCCAAAGCUGAAAGAACUGAGAGGAAGUCUUCCAAGCUUGAAGCCAGCACAUGUUGAUUUUGCCUGUCAUGUGAUGAAGAAAGUCAUAAACAAGUGCAUUUUGAAUGUGAAGCUCUGCAGUGAAGCACUGGAGUGUUUCCGGUUUCUCCUUGAAGUUUGUCAAGAUGGCAUCUUGCAGGACAAGAUUGGGGAAAGUAGUUGUGAUGGAGGACCAAACUCAUAUCUUGAGCAAAUUGAAGGACUGCUGGCAGGCAUGGCAAUGUCUGUGUUCAACUCCAGAUCAGCAAGCCAUAUCAACAAGCUUAAGGACCUAGCAAUGGAGAAGAAAGAGUUUUUCUUUACUCCUGUUCAUCUUCCUAUCUUGCGGGAGAUGGUUGUACACUUAGUGAACCUAGAAGUGCUUGAGGAUGCCAAAGCAUGGUUUACCAUAUGCUCCAGGAAGGGGCUCCUUGUGCCAUUUUCAAAGACAGGGCCAAGUUCAGGCUUGAUUGUGACUCCUUCACCAAGUGAAAGUCUUGGGGAUGUACUGCUAAGAAUGAGGGAGGCUUUGGAUAGAAUUCAAGAUUCCUUUCCUCUGUUCAGAAUCACCCCUCAGAACCUUGCUCCAAAUGCUGUCAUCUUUCAGUCAUCAUAUGAAGAAAACAGGUGUUAUAGGCUGAAUCUUCUUUCGGUAAGCCUUCGGCUUACUUCACUCCAGUUUGAAUAA